Molecule: messenger RNA, 1665 nt
Organism: Sclerotinia trifoliorum
Lineage: Eukaryota; Fungi; Ascomycota; Leotiomycetes; Helotiales; Sclerotiniaceae
Source: the annotation of a GenBank genome assembly
CUCAAACAUGGAAAUCUGCCAAAAAGAUUGCAUUUCUGCAAUGACGGGAAAAGGCCCGGCGUACCAAGGUUUGUUAAAUGACAUACGGAAUAUCAAUGCAAGGUAUAUGAAAGUGAUAAUACAUCAAAAUGUAGAAAUACUUAUUUCUGCCUUUGUUUUCUAGAUUCUUGGGCUGUUUAAAAUCCGUUCCGGGAAGCAAUAAUUCAAGACCAAAUUCUCGCUGAAAAGAUUUUCCGACGUGGUGGUGACAUCAGUUCAGGCGAACUUCCCCACCAGACAUUCCCCGCAACCAUAUAGAGAGAACUGGCGAAUCUCGACAGAAACCUCGACCUUCUAGAACUUGAGCUUCACUUGCCUCAAUACCUUAACCAUGUCUUCUAUACAAACAUGGACAGUCACCGAGCCAUACAUCAACCCGCACUGCGGUCUCGGCGAAGCACCUUUCUAUGAGUCCUCCACCAACACACUCCGCUUUGUGGAUAUCAAAAAGAAGUGCUUCCACACAAUAGAUCUGAAUGUUGGCCCGUCAUCUCUUACCACCAUACAGCUAGAUAUUCCCAUCGGCGUUACAGCCGAUAUCGAGGGUGUAGAUUGCACCGAUAAGAUAUUGGUGGGUGGCAAAAGCGGGAUUUACGUGAUGAGGAGAAGUGAUGGGGAGUUGAAGCUGCUGAAGAGAUUUUAUGAUAGUGAAGAAAAUGAUGAGAGGUUGAGAAGUAAUGAUGGGGCGGUGGAUCCAAAAGGGAGGUUCUGGAUUGGGACCAUGAAUGACUUUUGGGUGGGGGAGCCACAAAGUGAGGGUGGGUGAUAUUUUGAUUUCUCAUUGGAUAUAGAGGAGGAGCUCGAGUCAUUGAUAUUUAACGGAGCCAAUGAUCAAGCAUAUCUUCUUGGGCUCCAACAUCCUCGGUUGAUGACCAUGUGGUGUGCCCCGCACUUGAUGUUCAGGCUUCAUUUCUUGCGUUUGCUUAGCACUAAGUAUGAUUGUUAUAGGUACAAUGUUCCGCUUCGAUAAUGACCUCACACGCCACACAAUCCGUGAGGGUCUCACAAUUCCUAAUGGAAUAGGUUGGUCCGCUGAUCAAAAAACUCUUUACUUCACCCACACAACGGAAUCAACAAUCUGGGCGUAUGACUAUGACGCAUCAACCGGGGAUGUAAGCAACCAGCGAGCUUUUUGGAAACUUGAUACUGAUGGUGAGCCCGAUGGAUUUGUAUUUGAUUCGGAAGGGAAUAUAUGGCAAUGUAUAUACGGAGAAGGGCGUGUGUUGAGAAUCAACACGGAAGGCCAAGUCAUCGGCGAGAUUAAGUUUCCGACGAAGUGUAUUACAUGUCCAGUAUUUGUGGGCACCGAGUUGUGGGUUACGAGUGCGAUUGCUGGAGGCGAUGAAUAUGCUGGAGCGUUGUUUAAGGUCGAUGUAGGAAUAGGCGGCAUAAGAGACUUCAAGUUUAAGUUAGCGAAAGGAAGCGCUGAAUUGUGAUGCUUUGUAUGACGAAGGAAAGUCUUGGUAUCCCAUACAUGGUUAUAGCAACUAUGUAGAUGCGAGAGAGGCAAGCACAAUUUCUACUUAGCAGCUCUAAGGCCAUUUGCCAGUUGCUACAGAUAUUUAUCUCAGAUGCAGAAUAUGCUAUGAUAUACAAAUCCUACGAGGCCAUCGACAGUGUGAAUGA